Molecule: messenger RNA, 1762 nt
Organism: Rubroshorea leprosula
Lineage: Eukaryota; Viridiplantae; Streptophyta; Magnoliopsida; Malvales; Dipterocarpaceae
Source: the annotation of a GenBank genome assembly
GGAGAUGGUGAUUGGAGUAGAAAGAGAUAAUCGGAAUAAUGAGUAAUUUGUUGAAUUUUUAUAAAUUUAGUAUAAGUUUACAGAUUUGGGUUUCAGAGAGGAGGUUUGGGAGGUUUGGGGAAGAAGGAGAUGGUGAUCGGAGUAGAAAGAGAUGAUCGGGAGUAGUGAGGCAUAAUCGGUGUUGAUCGUGGGUAUUUAAGAAAUUUUAAAUUUUUUAAUAUAUAAAUUAACUAAAAUGACGUGGAUAAUAAGUUAUUUUCCAUGUAAUUAAAUAUUUCAAACAAUAAUUGAUUUCGUGGCAACUUAACGUGCCAUCUGGCACUUCCGUUGACGGAAGGACCAAAAUGGUUCUAAAAAUUGAAGUUUAGGGAUUUUUUUAGUACUUUUUUUAGUUCGAGGGUAUUUUUAGUCCAAAAAUGAAAGUUCAGGGACUGAAUCGGGGAUAUAACCAAAUUAAAACAAAAACACAGAAUCAAGCCAACCCAGUCUUUGUCGCCCCCCAAAAAAAAAUGCCCAAGCUGCAGAGAACCCAGACCUGUUCUUCUUUUUCUAUUUUUGUCCUCCGCCAGCGGACCCUGACUCUCUUCUUCUUCUCCCCGCCGGCCAUCUUGCUUCCCAUUUCCACUCUCCAUCUCCGAUUAACGAGAGAAUUCCCAUUGUCCGCCGCUCUCUUUCGAACUCUCUUCAUCGAUCUACCUUUUUUCCCCUCUACAGAUUCAUCACCGCCGAACCCAUUUUUCCUUGUUGGCACAAGCCUUCAUUCUCUCCGUCGUUCAACCCUACUCCCAUCUCAGACUUGCGAUUCUGCCAUCACCGCCACACUACUACUCCUCACUCCUCCGUCUCUGUCUUCUUCUUUGCAACCGGAAUCGCCCUGGGAACUCUUGAACUCCAGCGACCAAACGAUCGCAAAAAUCGAAGAAAGGGUCAACAGAAGAGAGAAGGAACCAAGGAGGAGUAUCAAAGGAGCAGAGCUCAGGGAAUCGCUGGAAAAAAUGUUUCUCAAGGUGCAGUUGCCAUGGAAUGUUAUAAUCCCUGCUGACAGCUUGGAUUCAGAAGGAUUGAUGCUUCAAAGGCAAAUUGUGAUCCGUCUGUUGAAUGAAUUUGCUGUCAAGAAGGCCACCAAAGAUCAUGGAUAUUUUCUAGCUGUGACAACCUUGGAGAGCAUAGGAGAGGGAAGAGUUAGGCAGCAAACUGGAGAUGUGCUUUUCCCUGUUGUUUUCAGUGGCAUCACAUUCAAAAUUUUCACAGGAGAGAUUCUGGAGGGUGUUGUAGUCAAGGUGCUGAAGCAUGGGGUUUUCUUGAAGUGUGGACCAAUCAACAACUUGUAUCUUUCUAACCUGAAAAUGCCGGAUUACAAUUACUUCCCUGGAGAGAAUCCUUUCUUCAUGAAUGACAAGAUGUCAAAGAUUGAGAAAGAUGUUACCAUUCGUUUCAUUGUGAUUGGAACAAAGUGGAUGGAAGCAGAGAGGGAGGUCCAAGCCUUGGUUAGUUUAGAUGGUGAUUAUCUAGGACCGGUUCCUUGAGUGACAAUUCCUGUUCCGUAACUACCUUGCAUCCUGAAGGCAUGUAUUUGGAUUUCGGAUUGUCCUAUAUGAUUGGCAGUUUUCUUCAGGAAUGCUGUUAACUAAUUUGUGCUGCACUAAUUUAGGAGUUGAUUUUAUCUAUGUUCUUGUGCUGUAGCCAACUGUCAUUUGGUAGUAUGUAUAUAAUGCUAAACAAAUGCUAGCACUUCCGCAGAAUUCAUGCAAAUCUUGGAAUC